Molecule: messenger RNA, 2187 nt
Organism: Cercospora beticola
Lineage: Eukaryota; Fungi; Ascomycota; Dothideomycetes; Mycosphaerellales; Mycosphaerellaceae
Biological process (GO): transmembrane transport
Cellular component (GO): membrane
Molecular function (GO): transmembrane transporter activity
Source: RefSeq, a predicted model, not a curated record
CAGACUUCUUUUUUUCUCUUUGACUUUCUGCUUGCUUUGGCUUAACCAUGCGUAUGGAUGCGAUUCUGUCUGACUCUAGAUUUCAUUCAAUAUGACAGCAGCAGACGAAGGUCGUCCUGGCCAUCACUCAAGACCAAGAGCCGAGUCAACGAUAUCGGAGCGUGCGCCACUCCUCGGCAACAAGCCCCGUGACCGCAGCCCAGUACAGCAGGGCGAUGGUGGAAAAUGGAGUGCAAGCGUUGUAUUGAAGUUGUUGUUUACGAGCACAAUCGUCAGUCUGUCUUUCGGCGUGACGCAAGUUCCGCUGAUCUAUGUGUUUGGAACGAUGACAUGUGAAGAGUACUAUAAGCACCAUCGUGACCCUGGGACAUUACCUGAUCGAUGCCAUCUUACAGAAAUUCAAGCUAGCACAGCGAGAGCAGUAGCCCUACUUGGAGCCGGGACGACGCUGUUCGGCGUGCUCAACCUCUUCUACACGACCUGGACCAUCAAAAGAUUCGGCGUCAAGUCCGCUCUCCUAAGCAGCGUUUUCUGGCCUGCCGUUCGACUUGCUGUACAAAAUGUUGGUGUACAACUCGGGGGCGGCUUGGGCAUCUGGAUCAUUCAGGCUUCGCAGGCGAUCACAAUUAUUGGCGGGCCUGCAGGGUAUCUUCUGGCCUUGAACUCGUUUGCAACAGAAGUGAUCAUGCCCUCUGCGCGAACAGCUACUCUUGGGCGGUUGCAAGGUUGUGCGUUCUUCGGCACCGCACUUGGUUUUCUACUGGGAGGUUAUUCUGCUGACUUGCUCGGGAUCAUAUGGCCCUUCCGGAUUACUCUCGGAUUGUUUCUACUCUCCACCGUCUACAUUCUUCUCUUCCUUCCAUGGAUCAAAGUCGAUCUCGAUCCGGAAAUGCAAAAGCGAACCAGGUCACUGUCCUCGUUUUUCGAUCCGCUGCGCAUGUUUGUACCAUCGAAGUGGAGACUGAAAGACGGUCGUGUCACGACAGAGUACGGCAUAAUACUUCUCGGUGCUGGUGCAUUCACAGCUUUGCUGGCUACAGGCUACAUUCCUGUCUUGCUUCAGAUGUACGCAACGGACGUUCUCGAUUUUGGCACGACAGAGAAUGGCUGGCUCAUCUCGAUCAACUCUCUGAUUCGAGGUUGCUUUCUGACCUUUGCGUUCCCUGCAAUCAUCGCAGCAGGGCGACGAUGGACGGAGCGUCGAGAUACCGAUUAUGAAAGGGUCAAGAUCGAGGACUCUGAUAUUCCUGAUCUGCCUACUGAUGCUCAUGAGUUUGAGCCAGAACCAAUCGCUGGCGGGGAAGAGCCAAUCGAGCCUCCGAGGCCGAAUAACGGCCAAGAAGAGUCCUUUGUCUUCGAUCUGUACUACACACGAUACAGUAUCCUUGUCGACGGUGUCCUGACUGCUCUGGCGACUUUCAGUUCUAAGGGUUGGCACAUGUACGUCGUUUCCAUCGUGCUACCGCUAGCAGCGGGGACGGGGUCUGCUGCUAAGGGCACCAUUCUGCAAAUGUGCUCUCCAGCGCAACGCGCAGAUGCCUUGGGCGCGAUUAGUCUGGUAGAAAUGGCGGCGAGACUGGCGACGACUGGACUGUUUGGAUAUAUCUUCUCCGCCUUCGCAGCGAUCGGACAGCCGUCAUUGACAUUUGCUGUCAAUGGUGGUGUUGCGGUGCUGGCAUUCGUAAUUCUGGUCUUUGCAAGAUUCCCGCCCCACGGAAGCACUAGGGUGGAAGACGAAGAUGCAGCGACUUGACAUCGAUUAAAAACCCAGCCAAAAGAAAAUGCCCGGGAUAUCGUUCUACACGUGAAGUUGGCCAGGGCAAUCAGCUCUGCGUUCAUUUCGCGCCUCCAGCUAAUAGCACCUGCGCAUCGCUGGACAUGCCAAAACCCCAGCUGAAACAGCUGCUAUCCAGCACGAAAAGACUGCGCACAGUAUCUGUCACCUGUGGCGCUUCUCGAGCCGAGCCUUUGAGGUAUAAAUAAUCAAUGGCUUCCAUUAGCGGAUGGCUCAGCCGAAUCAAUGUCAAUGCCAGGCAUUGUGCGAAAACGUCCUCGGACAUGCGCGAGCUUCCCAGAUCCAGCGGUCCUCUCAACGCCACGAGCUUCAAACUAGACUAGACAGCCUUCUUCAACAAGCGUAUUCGAGCAUUUCAUGCACGCCGUCCGUUGGCUUAGACGAGCGCCUGG